Bactrocera tryoni is the source of this 1233-nucleotide messenger RNA. Its product is annotated as ATP-dependent DNA helicase RRM3-like. Gene Ontology annotation, molecular function: DNA helicase activity; ATP hydrolysis activity. The record is from RefSeq and is a predicted model, not a curated record. Lineage: Eukaryota; Metazoa; Arthropoda; Insecta; Diptera; Tephritidae. Gene Ontology annotation, biological process: telomere maintenance; DNA repair. Bases 1 to 1233 code for a protein of 410 amino acids. The transcript has a single exon.
AUGAGCCUUGCAGAGUUUGCAAUGUUGUUUGAACUAUUCUAUCCGAAAAAAGUAAGCGAAACUGAGGAAAGUGUUGAUCACGACGCGUAUGAAGAAUUUCGUAACACACGUCGUCCACUCAUUACGCUAUUAGAUAAGAGCAAAAUGGUUGUGAGAAAGGUUCCCGCAGUUGUUAGGGUGCCAUAUUUUAUAGCAACAUCAGAUCCCGACAACUUUUUCUAUAGCUUACUUCUUCAAUAUAUGCCUUAUCGUUUGGAAACUGAUUUACUUGAGGGUUUCGAUAAUGCAAAAGAGGCGUUUUUACAUCGAGAGAAUCGUUUGAAGGAAAUGAGCAGGUAUAAGCGCCAAUUUCGAGAGCGUGACCAACAGCUUGAAAAUGCAUUCAAUCAGAUACAUGCAUUUGAAAUUUUAGAACAGCCAGAGAUUAUAAAUCCUGAAGUUAUAGAAGAAGAAUUACCGGACACAGAAAUGAGCAAUGAUCAAUUUCAAAGAGCACAGCACGCUAUGAAUAUUGAUCAAAAACAAUUGUUUACUGUCAUUACAAAGAGUAUUAAAAAUCAACUUAAUGGUGAUAUUAAACGAGAUAAAAUUUUCGUCACAGGUGGAGCAGGCACCGGAAAAACUCUUCUCUUUAAUGUAUUGAAAAAACAAGUUAACCGAUGUUAUGGAAAAUUGGUCGUGAAAGUUGGUGCUCUUACUGGAGUUGCAGCACGGUUGGUCGGAGGUUCUACACUACACAGCCUGUUGAAACUACCAGUACAAAAAGAUGGCGUCAUCAUUAACAUGCCACUUCUUACGGGAAAUUAUUUAAGAGGGAUGCGCCAGUUAUGGCAAAACGUUGAGCUUCUGUUCAUAGAUGAAAUUUUUAUGGUGCCUUAUGAAAUUCUUUGCAUGAUCGACUCUCGUUUGCGCCAACUAAAGAGACAGGACGCUUGCUUUGGAGGUAUAAAUGUCUUACUCUUUGGUGAUUUAAUGCAGUUACCACCUGUCCGAGGACAUCAAGUAUUUCAACCGCCAGAACAUAUGAAGAAGACAUUUGUGGCGAACAUGCGUCAACAAGAAGAUACGACAUUUAUGGAUGUGCUUAAUGCUUUAAGAGUUGGAAAGUUGACGUCGAAGCAUUUUGAAGUUCUUCCUGAAAAAGUGUCAACAGAUACCACUGAAGAAUUCUCAAUUGAGAAAGCUUUAAGGUUUACCCUACUAAAGACCAAGUUGUUAUACAUAAUGAAAUAG